AUGAAAGACUUCCUUUAUACGUUCGUCGACCCGGAGGCGGACCGACAUCGGAACGUCGCGUAUCGCCUCAUAAAUGAGAAACAGAACGGAAGAAACAUGCGCGAAUGGUGUGCCCGAAGCUUAGAAGUAUGGCAAGCCUUCCCAAAUAACUCUCUCACGGCUCAAACGUGGAUCCAAACGCUCGAUCAGGAGGUCCAGAGGGAGAUCACUCGCGCGGCUCGCCAGCCACAAACCCUGGGAGAAGCACACGAUAUGGCAAUCCAAUAUUGGUCAAUGCUUCAUCGUGAACGCAGUCUACGCGACAGUGAAGGAAGCGGCCGAAAGCGCGCCGACGGGGGAAACCAGGGUCCGGCUGGAUUUAACAGAGGCAGGAAACGCCCUCGUGAAAACGAAACCCCUGCUACGCGUCCCCGCGGCAGCCGCUCUUCGCCCGGGCAACCGCCUUUCAAAGCCCGUCGAUGGAAUGACGGCACGCAGGCGGCCCAUGAGCGCAAAAGGGACUGGCAGAAGAAAGAGGGACGCUGUUUCCGAUGCAACGAGAUGGGCCACAGAAUCUGGGAGUGCCCCAAGGCCGCCGACGGCGCGCCGGGGAAAGAUGCCUCCCGCGAACAAUAG
Messenger RNA from Aspergillus oryzae RIB40, 615 nucleotides. Its product is annotated as C2HC-type zinc finger protein. Bases 1 to 615 code for a protein of 204 amino acids. Lineage: Eukaryota; Fungi; Ascomycota; Eurotiomycetes; Eurotiales; Aspergillaceae. The transcript has a single exon. Gene Ontology annotation, molecular function: zinc ion binding; nucleic acid binding. The record is from RefSeq and is a predicted model, not a curated record.